AUGACCAACCAAGCAGCAUGGCUCGAUGGCACUGGCCAAACCUUUCGCGUCGGAUCAGCAGAAAUGCCCAACAUCGACGCCAACGAGGUGCUCAUCAAGAAUUGUGCCAUCGCAAUCAACCCUAUUGACUGGAAAGUCCGCGAUUAUGGCUGGCUCAUCAAACACUGGCCGACCAUUCUCGGAAGCGACGCCGCUGGCGUGGUCAUUGACGUUGGCAGCGAAGUGCACAACUUCAAGAAAGGUGACCGCGUUAUUGGUCAUGGCAUCAGCAUGAUUUCUCAGAAACCUAAGCACGGUACCUUUCAGCAUUACGUUGCCUUCGAAGCGCCAAAAGUGGCUAAGAUCCCAGAUUCAAUGUCUUUCAACGAUGCCUGCGUCCUUCCUCUUGCUUUUGAUACGGCGGCAACAGGACUCUUCAAAGACCAUGAUAAAGGCUACCUUGGACUCGAAUUCCCGAGUAUCUCAGCAAACCCUAGCGACAAAAAGCUCAUCAUCUACGGAGGCAGCUCCUCUGUCGGUGCGCUUGCUAUUCAACUGGCUGUGGCUGCAGGUGCCUAUGUUGUUGCAAUUGCCUCUAGGAAGAAUUUCGACUUCUGCCGCUCGUGUGGAGCUCAUGAGGUUUUUGACUACAACGAUCCCACGGUGGUAGACGAAGUUGUUCAAGCCGUGAAAUCGGGGAAACCAACCGACUUUGUUGGUAUUUUUGAUACCAUUUCCCAAGAAGAGAGCUAUAAGAUUGUUGUGCCGAUUCUGGAGAGGCUGGGUUCUGGUAAUUUGGCUACUGUGCUUGGUGGGCCCAGCAAUCUUCCUGCGGGAUCAAAGACAGCUUAUGUUGAGGGAAUCAAUGAUUAUGUUGAUCUUCUUCGUGGGAAAUUUAUGACUCCUGCGCUUGAGCAAGGCAUACUCAAGUGUCUUCCAAAACCCUUCGUCGUUGGAAAAGGGUUAGAAAGUGUUGAGAAGGGCUGCCUGGAGAACAAAAAGGGUGUCAGCGCUAAGAAGGUCGUCAUCGAGCUUGAAGUAGAAUAA
Messenger RNA from Glarea lozoyensis ATCC 20868, 1026 nucleotides. RefSeq names its product GroES-like protein. Gene Ontology annotation, molecular function: oxidoreductase activity, acting on NAD(P)H. The record is from RefSeq and is a predicted model, not a curated record. The coding region runs from base 1 to 1026 and encodes 341 amino acids. The transcript has a single exon. NCBI's taxonomy places the organism in Eukaryota, Fungi, Ascomycota, Leotiomycetes, Helotiales, Helotiaceae.